Molecule: messenger RNA, 1113 nt
Organism: Miscanthus lutarioriparius
Lineage: Eukaryota; Viridiplantae; Streptophyta; Magnoliopsida; Poales; Poaceae
Source: the annotation of a GenBank genome assembly
AUGGUGGCGAUCGAGAACCAGAGCCAGGUCGCGCGGGCGGUGGCGGUGGCGGCGGAGGCGGUGCCGGUGCCGGGGCCGCGGAUCCCCAGGGAGGCGCGGCGCCUGCUGCACGAGCUGGCGGCGGCGUGGGCGGACGUGGCGGACUGCCGCGCGCUGGAGGUCGUGCCGCUCAAGGGGGCCAUGACCAACGAGGUCUACCAGGUGCGCUGGCUCACCGGCCUAACCGGCGGCCCUGCCGGCGAGGCGGAGAAGCCCAGGGGGGAGAGGGAGGUGAGGAAGGUGCUCGUGCGGAUUUACGGCGACGGCGUCGACCUCUUCUUCGACCGCGAGGACGAGGUGCGCACCUUCGAGUGCAUGUCCCGCCAUGGCCAGGGUCCCCGCCUCCUCGGCCGCUUCCCCAACGGCCGCGUCGAGGAGUUCAUCCACGCAAGGACAUUGUCAGCUGCCGACCUUCGUGAUCCUGAAAUUUCAGCUCUUGUAGCUUCCAAACUGAGGGAAUUCCACAACCUUGACAUGCCUGGUCCCAAAUCUGUGCUCAUUUGGGACAGACUGAGGAACUGGCUCAGAACUGCCAAGAACUUGUGCCCAUCUGAAGAAGCCAAGGAAUUUCGGUUGGACAGUGUGGGGAACGAGAUUACUGCAUUGGAGAACGAGUGUUCAGUUGAUUACCAAUGGAUUGGUUUCUGUCACAAUGAUCUUCAGUAUGGCAAUAUCAUGAUUGAUGAAGAGACCAACGUGCUGACCAUCAUUGAUUAUGAGUAUGCAAGCUUCAACCCAGUUGCAUAUGACAUUGCUAACCAUUUCUGUGAGAUGGCAGCAGACUAUCAUUCAUCAAAGCCUCAUAUACUGGACUACAGCAGAUAUCCAGAUGUUGAUGAGCAGAAGCGCUUCGUUAGGACCUACCUGAACAUUUCUGGUGAGGAACCUGAUGCAGAAGUUGUGGAGAACCUGCUCCAAAGCAUUGAGAAGUACAUGCUCGCCAGCCAUCUAGUAUGGGGCCUCUGGGGAAUAAUUUCGGACCAUGUUAACGACAUUGACUUCGACUACAAGGAGUAUGCGAGGCAGAGAUUCGAGCAGUACUGGCAGAAGAAGUCUGCAAUCUUAACAUCUUGA